GUAAGAUUAAACAUGGCAACUGCACAGACUCAAGAACAGAUUUGGCAGAGUGAUAAAUCAUUGGCUGAAUGUUUGGGCCAUCUCUUCACUUCCGGUAUAGCUUGUGACGUCACUUUCCUGGUUGAAGAAGGAAAAUCUAAGAUUUCCGCCCACAAAACUAUUCUCAUCAACAGGAGCCCCGUAUUUUAUGCUAUGUUCGAGGGAGAUCUCGCCGAAAAAGGAGAAAUUGUCAUUCCGGAUGUGACGCGGGAGAUAUUUACAUUGUUUCUAAGGUACCUUUAUACGGACACAAUAGAAUUCAGCGACACUGUAGCAAUGCCUGUCUUAUCUGUUGCGAGGAAAUACAUGGUGGAUCAUCUUGUUACGAAGUGUCAAACCUUCAUUAAGAAAUCCAUAACUCCGGAAAAUGUAUGCUUCUGGUUGGAACAAUCCCACCUACAUACAGAGGAAAGUAUGAUGGAAGAAUGUCUGCGUAUGAUCAACAAAACACCGGAAGUAGUGCUGAAAUCCAAAAGUUUCCUUGACUUGUGCGGUGCCUGCGUGAAACGUAUUACAGAGUCGGACAACCUGAAUGUGGAUGAAAGGAUGGUGUACGAGGCGGUGAUUCGGUGGGGGGAGGCAGAGUGUGAACGUCAGGGACUGGAGUUGACAGACAGCAACGUCCGGAAGGUACUCGGGGACGUCUUCUACACCAUCAGGUUUCCGGUUCUUGUGUUACCGGCUCGCUUGGCUGUGGUCCAUAUGAAUUACAAAGAUAGAUUUCUUCAACACGGUACCAUAGUGAUCAAUGCAACAUAG
Ylistrum balloti is the source of this 798-nucleotide messenger RNA. RefSeq names its product BTB/POZ domain-containing protein 6-like. The transcript has 4 exons. Gene Ontology annotation, biological process: neurogenesis. Gene Ontology annotation, cellular component: cytosol. Lineage: Eukaryota; Metazoa; Mollusca; Bivalvia; Pectinida; Pectinidae. Gene Ontology annotation, molecular function: protein binding. The coding region runs from base 13 to 798 and encodes 261 amino acids. The record is from RefSeq and is a predicted model, not a curated record.